Molecule: messenger RNA, 4585 nt
Organism: Sitodiplosis mosellana (orange wheat blossom midge)
Lineage: Eukaryota; Metazoa; Arthropoda; Insecta; Diptera; Cecidomyiidae
Product: tubulin monoglutamylase TTLL4-like
Exons: 4
Coding region: 1070-4135 (1021 amino acids)
Biological process (GO): protein polyglutamylation; microtubule cytoskeleton organization
Cellular component (GO): cilium
Molecular function (GO): tubulin-glutamic acid ligase activity; tubulin binding
Source: RefSeq, a predicted model, not a curated record
AUGUUCACCACAUUAUAAAUGCCCGUACGUAUGUCUUUUACAAAUAUGUAGGUAUAUGAAGUCGACAUGAGUAUUGAGUACUACUAGCUCCAGCUACAUGAUACGGAGUGGUCUCUCUCACUUAUAUUUCUUUUCGUUUCGUUUCAUUUUUUGCACAUCUUCGAUUUUUCAAUGAGACAAAUUCAUAAAGUGUUGUAAAAAAAAGAGUUUUGGUUGUUUUAAUUUUCUCUUUCGUUCUUCCGUUGUUGCAGUGAAACAAUUUAAAUACAUACAGAGAAUAAAUUCGUGUGCACAAAAUCAACUGAAUCAUUCUUCAUGAGUAAAUAAAUUUCCAUAUUUCCAUUUUUAUAUUUGAGAAGGAAAAGAAAAAAAAAGUUAACCGAAGGCAAAUGAAAAAACUUCAGUUCCCAUAUUAAAUUCACACUGUAGUGCCCCGUAGAAUUGAAUUGUAAAGAAUAAGGAAGAAGAAGUAAAGAAAAAAAACGGAGUCAGCUUGUGUGUCAAAGGCAUUAAAAUAGAGAGAAUAUAAACAAAAAAAAUGGCUGAGCAUCGAUAUUGACAAUGUAGCGAAGACACAUCGAGAGAAAACGCAAAGAGAGACAGUAGCCCAAUAUACAAAUAGCAACCAAUAUAAAUUAUAUCUCUAUCCCAUCAUUAUCAUCAUCAUCAUAUGCACAAAUCGUUUUCAUACAUAUUCGUUUUUUGUUGUUGUUUCAUUCGUUGUAUCGUUUUCUAAAUGCACACCAUUUCAUUUGCAAACUAACGACAAACUAUUCUUUUUUCUUUUUUCAUUUUCGUUGAAAACCAAACCAAAAAAAAACAAAAUUAAAACGAAAUAAAAAAAACAACAAUUCGCCAAACAACACAACGUUUUCGGUUCUCGUUCAAACAAACAAAAAAUACUAUUACUCUAUCGAUUUGAGGUUAUUUUAUUGGUUUUUUCGCAUUUACUGAGCACAUUCGAAAUAUUGGUGUGAACGUAAAAAAAGUGUUUACAACGUGUUUGCUGAAAAUCGUCGCGGUGAGACAUUGGACAAUUGUUCGCAAAACGAAUCAACAACAACAACCAAUGGACACAUUCACCACUGCCAAAGUACAAAUGCCAGAUACGAUUACAUCGUUGAACAAAUUAACAAAUGAUGAUGAUGAUGAUGCAAAGCAGCAGGAGCACCAGCACCAUAUAUUUGAAGUGGAUGAAAAUCAGGAAAACAAUGGACUGAAACGGCAACGUUUGAACGACACAACUAGUAUACAAAUGUCGAAAAUUCGCAAUAAAUCGCAACAGCAACAGCAAACAUGUGCUAGCGACCAUAUGCAUGAGUAUCAUUUGCAAACAAUGCGAUGUCUAACGGCGGCCACCGAAUCACCCACAAACGCAACAAAUGGCACGAUUUCGUUGAAGGUCACCACACCGCAUUCAAUUUCAAAUGGGUAUCAUCACAUUGAAAAUGGGCGAGAAAGUGUUCUAAGUGUUCUAUCGACGCCAUCUGAUGAUAUUCUUGCAAAUUUAUGUGACGGCCAAAAUGACGGCUAUUUAGAUUCAAUGGUGUCCAGUGAUUUGAGUGAUGCUGAAAUGAAGUUGGCGGUGGAAAAAGAGAAAUCUACCGUGGAUAGUUUGAGCAACGGUAACGAUCAAAACGGUUGUAGUCGCGCUAUCAUUAGAGGUCAUCGUCGCACACGUGCUCGCAGCUCUGACUCAAUUCAAGCUGAAUUUUAUCAAGCACGCAAAAUGCGUCUCCAACACGAGUCGGAUCUGAUCACAAAUGGUAACAACGAUAAUGAUAGUCAGUCACAUUGCAACGCAAUCGCGUACACGACGCACGUUCAUACAACACGUGGAAAAAGUUUAUCACCACCAAAAGUGGCAGCGCUCCGAAAGCAAACCAUUCAUUCGACAGCAUACUUGAGUCGUAGCCUAAAUCAACGUCACAUCGCCCGACCAUUUUUUUUGCGGAAGCAAAAAUUAAUUGCAAAAGCCAAACAGCAGCAACUACAACAACAUCAAGCUCGAUUAUCACCAUCCGCAACUAGUCCAACGGCAAUGGGUAAAACGAUCGCUCGAGUCGAUAUAACACCGCCAAAGGAAACAACAACACUCGAAAAACCAAAUGCUGAAGAAAACGCGGAGAAAGGCAAUUUAAGUGAUUCAGAAUAUAGUAGUCUUGAAGAUGAUGACGAUGUUCAAGAUCCAACGGAUAGUGAUGAAAACGAUUUGACUGAUUCAGAAGACUAUAGUUUGGAUAAUCGGGCCAUUUAUAAUUCCUUCAACGAUGGCACCGAACUGUACCCAAUGUUGGCCGAUAGCGUUCAAGGUCGUUCACCUAAAUCGGCACCGUUGACACCAAGCCUCUUCCCCCAUGUGCCACCGUAUAUUACGUUUGCAUCGCACGAAGGAAAGGGCCCACAGAUGCCAUUAACCAUAAAAAAAGUUCUAAAAUGGAAAUUAACCACCAUAACACCGAUAGUUAUAAGGAAAAUUCUACUCAACUCAGGCUUUAGACUGUUGAAACAAACCAAUGAUUGGAUGGGAACAUGGGGAAAGCAUAUGAAGAGUCCUUGCUUCCGUACAUUGCGACCGUAUCAAAAGAUGAACCACAUACCGGGCACAUUUCAAAUCGGACGAAAGGAUAAAAUCUGGCGCAAUUUGCAAGCGCAAAUGAUGCAAAACGGAAAGAAAGAGUUCAAUUUCAUGCCACUCACCUAUGUCUUGCCACAGGAUAUAAAGAAAUUGAAACGUCUCUGGAAACUAUUCGAUCAGCGUAACACCAAAUGGAUUAUCAAACCGCCAGCUUCCGCCCGAGGUACGGGCAUCAAAGUGGUUAGUCGAUGGAAUCAAAUUCCAAAGCGAAAACCAAUGAUUGUACAGAAAUACAUCGAUCGACCAUUACUUAUCAACGGUAGCAAAUUCGAUUUGCGACUCUAUGUAUUGGUCACAUCGUUGAAUCCACUCCGUGCAUACAUGCAUACGGAUGGUUUGGCCCGAUUCGCUUCCGUAAAGUACUCGAACAGUAUUGAUACGCUUAGUGAUCGAUACAUGCAUUUGACCAACUAUAGUAUAAACAAAUUGUCAUCAAACUAUACGAAAAACGAGGAUGCUGAAUCGUGUAGCGGCCAUAAAUGGACACUGAAAACAUUGUGGAAAUACUUUACGGCGCAGGGCAUUAACACGGAUGGACUAUGGGCAGCGCUACGGAAUUUAGUGUUACGUACGAUUUUAAGUGGUGAACAUGUGAUUAAUCAAAUGACCAAAGCAAACGUAGGCAGCCGAUACAACACGUUUGAACUUUUUGGUAUUGAUGUGAUUUUAGAUUCCGCGCUAAAACCCUGGUUGCUCGAGGUAAAUAUAUCGCCAUCGUUGCAUUCAUCGUCUCCGCUCGAUUUAUACGUCAAGGGACCACUUGUAACGGCUCUAUUGAAUACGGUACGUUUCAAUGUACCGCCACGCUUCAAUAUUUCCCAACAAUCCGAACUGAUGACUGAACUCGGAUUGACCGGCCAUAAUUUGUGCUAUGAUCGACGAUUGCAUGUCGUUAACUUAUCGAAAGGUGAACGCUCCAAACACAAUCAAUUCACAAGCAAAGCGAUUACACAGCGUGAUCAAUAUUUAGAUUCGAUUUUAGAAAAUCUAACCCCUGACGAUAUUCGCUGUUUAAUUGCCAGCGAAGAUGAGCUAGCUCGGUGUGCCCCGUUGGAACGUGUAUGUCCAACACCGCAUUCACAUCGAUACAUUCAAUUCACUGAAAAACCAUGCUAUUACAAUCGGCUAUUGGAUGCAUGGGAGAAACGGUACAGCGCUAAUCGUGACGAUGGCAUUGAAUUAUUGCGAAAACACUGUGAAAAUCGAACACAUUUAAUUAUACCGAUUCCAUGUGCGAAACUAAAUGCCAAAAAAGCUGCCGAAAAUGAGGUAAAAACGACAACCAAUCCAAUCGAACUGAAUACAUCAGAGCAUGAAAUUGAUGAAGUGUUUGAUGCUUCCAUACGGGCCGUUCCACAUAAGCGCUCCGAUUACGUAGACACCACCACAACGGCCAAAAUUAUCGAUGAAUGCAAAAGUCCACUUCCAAUGCCAGACGAUCAAAUUAACGAAGCAGUUAUUGACCAACAUGAUAUACUAGUAUCAUCAAUCGCCUGAUUUAGUUUACAAUACUCAAACCAAUCAUAAGAAAUUCGUACACUCUAAUAAAUCGCAUGAUCAUUUAGAAAAAAACAAACAAAGGAGAUGGAGAAGGAGCAAAAAAAAACGAGGCAAAACUAAAAUAAAAACCAAUUCACCAUUUUAUUUAAGACACGCUCACGAUUGGAGAGACACUCGGUUUAAGUAUGUACAAAUGGAAAAUCAACCAUAAAAUAAAACAAAACAAAACAAAGAAUAAACUUUUUGCUUGUGUUAUCGUCAUUUCAUUUCCAAACUUAAGAAACUGUAUAUGUAUUAAAUUUUGCUUUAAACAAGAAAGUUCAUUCUAGUAGCACGAAAGAAAACUUUUUUCAUUUUAGUAGAACAGAACAGGACCAUUCAUUUGAGUGAAACAAAGAAAAAGACAAUUUUGUUUGUGAAAGUAAAUAUAUAUCAUUUUUAUUGUAA